Molecule: messenger RNA, 1971 nt
Organism: Suncus etruscus (white-toothed pygmy shrew)
Lineage: Eukaryota; Metazoa; Chordata; Mammalia; Eulipotyphla; Soricidae
Gene: PLCZ1
Product: phospholipase C zeta 1
Exons: 13
Coding region: 1-1971 (656 amino acids)
Biological process (GO): positive regulation of cytosolic calcium ion concentration involved in egg activation; intracellular signal transduction; lipid metabolic process
Cellular component (GO): nucleus
Molecular function (GO): phosphatidylinositol-4,5-bisphosphate phospholipase C activity
Source: RefSeq, a predicted model, not a curated record
AUGCUAGCUAGCCUUUAUGCAUUUUUAGAACUUAAUGAUUGUGAAAAUUUCCUUAACUACUUUGUGCCCCAUAAAUGGUUUUUGUCGAUGGUUAUAGAUGAAUUUAAAGGUGGCAAAAUUACAGUAGAAGCAGCUUACAAAUUACUUGAAAAAUUUGAUGUUCAUUGCAGCUUUAUUCACAUGAAAUAUAUUUUUAAGGAUAAUGACAGACUGAACAAAGGAAGAAUCACUAUUGAAGAAUUUAGAUCCAUUUAUCGAACUAUUGCAUACAGAGAAGAAAUAAGGGAGAUUUUCAAUGCAUAUUCGGAAAACCGGAAAUUUAUUGUUAAAGAUAAACUAGUCAACUUUCUGAGACAAGAGCAGUACAUACUUGAUGCAAAUGACACUGAUGCUUCUGAGAUCAUUAAAAAAUAUGAGCCAAUUGAAGAAGUUAAACUAGAAAAUAAGCUGUCAUUUGAAGGUUUUAGAAGAUAUAUGAGUUCAUCAGAAAUUCUUAUAUUUAAUGACAAGUGUGACAGAGUUUAUCAAGAUAUGAAUCAGCCAAUAAGUGAUUAUUAUAUUUCAUCUUCACAUAAUACCUAUUUACUAUCCAACCAAAUUGUGGGACCAAGUGAUCUUUGGGGAUAUGUAAGUGCCCUUGUGAAAGGAUGCCGCUGUUUAGAAAUUGACUGCUGGGAUGGAUCACAGAAUGAGCCUGUUGUAUACCAUGGUUACACACUUACCAGCAAGAUUCUCUUUAAAACGGUUAUCAAGUCAAUCCAGAAAUAUGCAUUCAUAAAAUCAGACUAUCCAUUGGUACUUUCUCUAGAAAAUCACUGCUCUCCACCACAACAAGAAGUUAUGGCAAACAACCUGCUGUCUACUUUUGGAGAAUCCUUGCUUUCUGAUGUACUUGAUGAUUUUCCAGACAAACUACCUUCACCAGAGGCAUUGAAAUUCAAAGUAUUGGUUAAAAACAAGAAAAUCGGAACCUUAAAAGAAACUCAUGAAAGGAAAGGUUCUAUGAAGCAUGGCCAGGUAGUGGAAAUUGAAGAAGAGGAAGAUCAAGAGGAGGAAGAAACUAACACCAAAUAUUCAGAAAUAUAUGAUUCUCAAAAAAGCCAUGAAAGGGAACAACUUAAACCACCUAGUUCAAUUGUCUUAUCCUUGUUCAAGAAAAAGAAGGUAAAAGUGGCUCUGGCACUCUCUGAUCUUGUCAUUUAUACCAAAGCUGAGAAAUUCAGAAGCUUUCAAUAUUCAAGAGCAUUUCAACAAUUCAAUGAAGCUAAUUCUAUUGGGGAGACACAAGCCCGAAGACUUUCCAAGUUGAAAGUCCAAGAAUUUAUUUUUCAUACUCAGAAGUUUAUCACCAGAAUAUAUCCCAAAGCAUUAAGAACAGAUUCUUCCAAUUUUAAUCCUCAAGAAUUUUGGAAUCUAGGUUGUCAAAUGGUGGCCUUAAAUUUCCAGACUCCUGGUGUGCCUAUGGAUCUUCAAAAUGGGCGAUUUUUAGAUAAUGGUGGCUCUGGGUAUGUUUUGAAGCCACAAUUCUUAAGAGAUAAAACAUCAAAUUUUGAUCCAAAUAAAUUACCAUCAGACAAUAACCCUUUUAUACUUACAAUAAGGAUCAUCAGUGGUAUCCAGUUGCCUCCCAGUAAUUAUUCAUCAACCAACAAAGCUGAUGUAACCGUGAUUAUAGAAAUUUUUGGUGUUCCAUAUGAUCAAGUGAAACAACAGACUCAUGUAAUUAAAAGAAAUGCUUUUAAUCCAAAAUGGAAUGAAACAUUCACAUUCAUUAUUGCGGUGCCAGAACUGGCUCUGAUCCGUUUUGUUGUUGAAAGCCAAGGUUUAUUAGCUGGAAAUGAAUUUCUUGGGCAGUAUACUUUACCAGUUCUAUGCAUGAAUAGAGGUUAUCGUCGUGUUCCCCUCUACUCCAAAACGGGUGAAACUCUUGAGCCUUCCUCACUUUUUAUUUAUGUUUGGUACAUCAGAUAG